Oppia nitens is the source of this 2195-nucleotide messenger RNA. RefSeq names its product E3 ubiquitin-protein ligase RNF14-like. The record is from RefSeq and is a predicted model, not a curated record. The transcript is spliced from 4 exons. The coding region runs from base 30 to 2132 and encodes 700 amino acids. Lineage: Eukaryota; Metazoa; Arthropoda; Arachnida; Sarcoptiformes; Oppiidae. Gene Ontology annotation, molecular function: ubiquitin protein ligase activity; zinc ion binding; ubiquitin conjugating enzyme binding. Gene Ontology annotation, biological process: ubiquitin-dependent protein catabolic process; positive regulation of proteasomal ubiquitin-dependent protein catabolic process; protein polyubiquitination. Gene Ontology annotation, cellular component: ubiquitin ligase complex; cytoplasm.
GYGGUCAUCGACAUCACGAUAAACCAKUGAUGUCGUCGUCCUCUUCUUCAUCCACGACGACUACAGAGCCGGUUAAGAGGAUGACCAGAGUCUACAGCAAUAGUAAUCGCAGUCAAGACUCGAGAGAUCACCGGUCAAGACAUGACAGCAAUAGUAAUCGCAGUCAAGACUCAAGAGAUCACCGGUCAAGACAUGACAGCAAUAGCUAUAACAACAAUAAUAAUGAUAAUAACUUCAUCAGUGAUCGAUAUAGACAUCAUAAUCAUCAAAAUUAUCACCGAAACAGACACUAUGACGACACACCRCGAUAUUCAUCACAACAACAGCACAGAUCACAUUAUAAUUACAACAAUCGACGAUACGAUAAUAAUAAUAGACAUUUUGUCAGAAGUGGUGAYAAUAAUAGUAAUAAAAAUGUCAACAAUUAUACAGAAGACAGGCCACACCAUUACAAACAAAGACAUUUUGAAAAUAGUGAUAGACAUAGACGUUAUGGUGAUAAUAAUGAUUAUGAUGAUCAUCAUCACCAUCACAGAUACCAUCAUAAAUCAGAUAAGACAUCAGUGACUACUACCGCUACUAAUACGAAACAACAAUUAGAUAAUAGUCACUGUCAGCCAAGUGUAUCGACUAUAGGUAAUGAUAGACAUAGUGAUACACAUGAAGAAGAUGAUGUGUCAACAGUUGAUGCAAAUGAUAACAAUUUGCAGCAAACAUUAGAUGAAAUUACAGCACUGAAAAGCAUAUUCGAUGAUACAAUCCUUACCAUUGAUGAACAGCAAUUGAAAGGCCGAUUUUUGGCCGAAGUUGUGAUCAGUGAUGAGAUGACUGUGUUUUAUAGUAGCAGUCAAUCUCGACAUAAAAGUGCCCAAAAAUUGUCCGAAGAAUUUCGAGUUAAACAUUUGCCACCAAUUGAGCUGUACUUUGAAUUACCGAAGACAUAUCCAUCACAAACUAAUCCACGAUUUUUGAUAUCAUGUAAAUGGCUUUUAUUGAAUCAAUUAGAAUCAAUAUGUGAUAAAUUAGAGAGAAUAUGGAAAGACAUGAAAAUGGAAGUACUCUUUACGUGGUUUUCAUUCUUGCAAAACGAUUUAAUGGAUUACUUGAAUAUUAGAAAUAUGUUAGAUAUCACACCAUUGUUAGCAAAGCCUGUAUGGGUUAACAAUAGGACCGCCCAAUCGAGUGAUGGAAACAUUCAAAGUGAAUCACAUGUCAUGAACUUGAAACCGGCCAUUGAAAGGGGUGGCAGACAUCAUGACCGUAGGGCUGCUUGUGAUCGGAUUGGCGUACAAUUGAUCACUCAUUUGCGGGCAUACAAUGAAUACAAAUGUAGUGAAGUCUUCAAUAAAAGUUACCAUUUGUGUAACAUAUGUUUUUCGUCGCAUUCGGGCCAAGACUGUGUAGUGUUUCCCUGUAAACACAUCAACUGUCGAAACUGUAUUCGCGGCUACUUUUCCACUCUUGUCAAAGAGGGAACCGUUAAUUUGCUGAAAUGUCCCGAAACCGAUUGCCAAACAACAGCUCCGCCGCAACUGGUGCGCCAAUUGGUCAGCAAAGAGCUAUUCGAACGGUACGACCAGCUCAUGUUGGACACCAUUGUGUCGAGUAUGCAGGACGCCCACUACUGUCCGCGUAAGAUAUGCGGCGCACUGGUAAUCGGCGAUACCGACUCAUCGCUGGCACACUGUACCACUUGUGGCCAUGCAUUCUGCAAGAACUGUAAGUUUACCUAUCAUGGCGUCGAUCCGUGCAAUAUCUUCAGGGAUGCCGAACAGCGUAAGAUUAUUGUUGCCAAAUAUACUGAAGCCGACGACGCCGAAAAAUCCGAAUUAGAGAAACUGUACGGCAAAAAACAAUUGGCAGAAGCUAUCGAACAGGCGGCCACCGACAAGUGGAUGGAGGAUAUGGCCAAACGGUGUCCACAUUGUAAGGCUACCAUCGAGAAGAGCGACGGCUGCAAUAAGAUGUCGUGUUGGCGAUGCAAUACAUACUUUUGUUGGCUAUGUCUCGAGACACUACCCGUCACCCAACCCUACAGUCACUUUAGUAAUCCGGCCUCCAAGUGCUAUAACCAACUGUUCCUCGGAGUCAAUAUGGAUAUUGACGAUAUGUUUGAUGAUUUUUUCAUUUGAGAUAUGAGUUUUGAUUGAUUUUCUGUUAGUUUGUUAGUUUUUUUUGAUAAUUUAUUUUACAAC